This is a messenger RNA of Morus notabilis, 592 nucleotides long. RefSeq names its product RING-H2 finger protein ATL48. The transcript has 2 exons. The record is from RefSeq and is a predicted model, not a curated record. Bases 150 to 389 code for a protein of 79 amino acids. Lineage: Eukaryota; Viridiplantae; Streptophyta; Magnoliopsida; Rosales; Moraceae.
UCACCCGCGGUCUCUCUUUCUCGGAUUAGGGCUCUGAAAUCCCCAAAUCCUUUCUUUGUUCCAAUCCAUUUUCUCCACUAAUAUAUGUCAGUACAGUUUCAGAGAAUUCUGUAUUUAUCUUCAUUCAAAUCAUUUUUUACACCGAGAAGAUGGCUGAGCCCGAUUUCGAGGAUUUUUUGGAGAAGAAACGGGUCAGAAACCCUCUUGUACCAGUAGGUGCUCUUUUGACUGCGGGAGUUUUAACGGCUGGUUUGAUCAGCUUCAGGCAAGGGAAUUCUCAGUUGGGUCAGAUGCUAAUGAGAGCUCGUGUGGUCGUCCAAGGUGCAACCGUCGCGCUUAUGGUCGGCACUGCUUACUACUAUGGAGACAAUCCUUGGCAAUCAAAGUAGAGUAGAGAAUUCUCAUUGCGUAUUCGGAAGUCAACAUAAUCAAAAUAUGUGAUUUUUGUCAGUGAACGACCGUGUUUUUGUCUCAAGCAAUAUUCAAUAUUAUUUUUGCACUUUUCUUCUUUAGAAAAGGUAUAUAAAUACUUCAGUCUUUGUACUAUUAUAUAUUGAACCACCGUUGACAACUCAAUAAAUCAACAAUUUUC